AUGACUGAGGUUUUGGCUGGAUCGGUGUCCAAUUUUGUCGUCAAUCCGAUUAAAACAACAUUACUCCAAUGCGUACUUAGCAUUCCACUUCGAACUACCAUGUUUUGUAUCUUUACUUUACAUGUAACCAUGUUAAGUCUGGAACGAUUUUAUUCGGUCAUUUAUCCCUUUAAAUAUCGUCGCUUUGUGAACAAGAAAAAUGCCACUAUCGUGUUAUUUCUUACGUGGGCAGUUCCUUUAUUUUUUGUCGUUUUACUGAUUGAAUUUAUCUCCUAUCUUCAAUUUGGAUACUGUUUCCCAUGGAGUAAUAUGGGAAUAUUUGCUCUGGUUCUUGUCUAUAUUUUACCUCCAUUGACAUUUUUCUUACCUCCUCUGGUUACCUUUUUCGUUUAUCUUAAAAUAUUACGUCAAAUCGAUGCCUUAGAGCGUAAAAUUUGGUCCGUAUCAUGUCAAAAAGAAGAAACCUGUAGAUGGACAAGCUAUCGGCACAUGUUGCGCCAUCGAAAAGUCUUAUUUCAGAUGUUUACCAUCUUAGCAGUUUAUUCGUUAGCAUUUAUUCCUUGUAUCGUUGUUUACUUGGUUUAUUUUACACAUUAUGAUACUUCCCUUUUACUGCCAAUUUUAAUAACUUACUUAAUGGCGACGUCUUACCUUUUUAUUCAUCCUGUCUUGGCUAUAAUAUUUACUGCCGCAAUUAAAAGUGAAUUUAAGAAGAAAUUUGGUCGUCAUUACUGGCUAUCUGCAGGCCGUUCUUUUUGUCGAUGCCAUCGUUAUUGGGCGAAUUGCUAUGUUUUGGUCCUUAUUAUAUCGCUCUUCGAUCAUAUCGCUUGUCAAGAUGAGAAAAUGGCCAAUGGAGCAAAUUCACAUUUAAGGCUUGUUACUCUACAACAUAAUAAUCCAAAAGUAUACGAUCUCAUUCAAACACAGAAGUUAUCUAUUACGAACAGAACAUGGUUAUUUAUUUAUUGUUGGGGAGACAUUGCACUAUAA
Messenger RNA from Trichoplax adhaerens, 990 nucleotides. RefSeq lists its product as uncharacterized. Bases 1 to 990 code for a protein of 329 amino acids. The record is from RefSeq and is a predicted model, not a curated record. The transcript is spliced from 3 exons. Gene Ontology annotation, cellular component: membrane. Gene Ontology annotation, biological process: G protein-coupled receptor signaling pathway. Lineage: Eukaryota; Metazoa; Placozoa; Uniplacotomia; Trichoplacea; Trichoplacidae. Gene Ontology annotation, molecular function: G protein-coupled receptor activity.